Molecule: messenger RNA, 822 nt
Organism: Phytomonas sp. EM1
Lineage: Eukaryota; Euglenozoa; Kinetoplastea; Trypanosomatida; Trypanosomatidae
Source: the annotation of a GenBank genome assembly
AUGAUGGAUGGAGAGUCAAUGUUGCAAGAGGGAUGCGGACGUAUUGAGCUUAUUAUCGGGCCAAUGUUCUCUGGUAAGACUAGUGCGCUCAUGAACCGUAUUAAGCGUGAGAUUCAUGCACUGCGAACCUGCUAUGUCAUCAAAUACGCACGAGAAACUCGCUACGAUGUGAAGAACGUUGCAUCUCAUGAUGAAGUAAAAUUCCGUGCGCAGGUGGCUGUUACUCGCCUUAGCGAUCUAGGUGAUGCAUGGAAGUCUUACGACGUCAUUGCCGUGGACGAGGGUCAGUUUUUCCCUGACAUUGUUUCCUUUUGCAAUAAAGCGGCAGAUGCCGGCAAGAUCGUCCUAGUCUCCGCCCUAGAUGCCGACUACCGUCGCGAGCCGUUUGGGCAGGUGUGCAAUCUGGUCGCUGUAUGCGAGUCCGUUACGAAGCUUUCCGCGGUGUGCGUAAUGUGCCGCUCACGCCCGGCCUCCUUCUCACGGCGCACUGCGGAUGCGGAGGAACAAGAGCUCAUCGGGGGUGUUGAUAUGUACGUCGCGACCUGCCGCCGAUGCUACAAUCUAAAAAUAGGGCCCUCCGAGGAAGCUAUGGAACGGGUAUAUCAUGCGAUCCGCAAAGUUCGGGAGGAGUGCCUCGGGCCCACGGUGGAUUCCGUUCAAUGCGUAACGCCCCCACUGCAUGAGUAUCAGGAAUCCCUCGACGAGACGGGGUCCUCAGUGGGGCCCGCGGAGUCCAAGUUCCCUAGCCCAGACAAGAACAUUGUGAUAAGGACAACUGCCGAUAAAGUUAAGGAGGCACGUGAAAUUGUUGAUUCCGAUUAA